AUGGAAGAAAUAAUAACUGCUGAAGACAAGGGAGCAAAUAGACAAGUUAGAUUCCAACCUCAGUCUGGGAACCUUUUGGCUGCUGCUACAGGAAAUGUUAUCAAUAUGAUUGAUGUUGAGACUAGCACCAUCCAGUAUCAGUUAGAGGGACAUGCCAAAGAUGUUCGCUCGAUGUGUUGGGAUACCAGUUGGGAUACCAGUGGCAGAUACAUGGCUUCCAUCAGUGAAGAUUGUGCGUGCAUAUGGUCAAUUGAAGCAGGCGGAAAAUCCGUGCAUCAGUUGCAGUCCAGUGAAAAUAUGUUUGUGUCCUGUACGUUCCAUCCCGUGUAUUCACUAGUCCUGGCCAUUGGUUCAUACCGGGUAUGAAAUGUUUCCUUUUACAGUAUUCUGAUUGUUCUUACCGUGUACUCACUAGUCUUGGCCAUUGAUCUUCGUCUUGUGCUGCGAUGUGUUACAUAUAUUUUCUGUAUUAAACUUCAUCGAACAUCGUCAUUUCGAAUUUA
This is a messenger RNA of Olea europaea var. sylvestris, 503 nucleotides long. Its product is annotated as transcriptional corepressor LEUNIG-like. Lineage: Eukaryota; Viridiplantae; Streptophyta; Magnoliopsida; Lamiales; Oleaceae. Gene Ontology annotation, molecular function: transcription corepressor activity; protein binding. The coding region runs from base 1 to 366 and encodes 121 amino acids. The transcript has 3 exons. The record is from RefSeq and is a predicted model, not a curated record.